This is a messenger RNA of Medioppia subpectinata, 1077 nucleotides long. The record is from the annotation of a GenBank genome assembly. NCBI's taxonomy places the organism in Eukaryota, Metazoa, Arthropoda, Arachnida, Sarcoptiformes, Oppiidae.
AUGGGCACUACGGGUGGGCCAGUCAUGGGUCUUAAUGGGAAUGAUAUGUGUGUUUUCCAACAGAGCCUACAUUCUGGUGGAAGAGAUCGUGAUUUAGGCGAUUGGUUACGACUACGAGAGUCGGUUCUGGUGAACAUCAGUGGCAUCAGUGGUCUAAUGCCUCCAAUGCCUCCGAGGCGUAGGAAAUACAAUAUAGACGUCUGUGAAGAAGAGAAAUCCAAUUCUAAACGCAUUAAGACUUCAAUUAUGAGUUCCGACCGAUAUAACUCUCGUCGCAACAGUUCCCGAAACGACGACGACAUGACCUCUUUCUCGCAGAAACGAUGCAUCGCUUUCUUCAAAGAGUUCGCCUCGCUGUCAGAUCCCGACACUAUAGAACCGGAAGGCAUUGAGAACUUCUGUAACGCGCUGUCAGUGGCGCCCGAAGACAUUGUUAUGUUAGUUAUCUCAUGGAAAAUGGAGGCCAAACAGAUGGGAUUCUUUUCCAUCAAAGAGUGGAUCAAAGGCAUGAGUGAUAUGCAAUGUGAUUCAUUAGUAAAAUUGAGGAAUAAGUUGGAAUACUUGCGGUCUUUGCUCAACGAUCACACGAUUUUUAAAUCUAUAUAUCGAUAUUCAUUUGACUUUUCAAAGGAUAAGGAUCAGCGGAGCAUAGACUUAGAGACGGCCAAAGCGAUGCUUCAGCUCCUUCUGGGCAACCGUUGGCCACUGUAUCCAUAUUUUCAUCAAUUUUUAGAGCAAUCAAAAUACAAAGUCCUAAAUAAGGACCAGUGGUGUAAUGUAUAUGAGUUUAGUCGGUCUAUUAGUCACGAUCUGAGCAAUUACGACGAGGACGGGGCCUGGCCUGUCAUCCUCGAUGAGUUCGUCGACUGGUAUCGCAAACUAAUUCAUAUUAAUUAACUUAAACUCUAUUAUAAUUAUAAUAAUAUUGCGAUUAAUAAAUUUCAUCCAAAAUUUUUUGCGACAACAAAAACCAAUUUGUAUUAGGGAUUGAAUUGUACACUAAAUUCUUGUUUUCUUUUCUAAUUAUAAAUAUAAUUAUUUUGUUUGUUUUCUUUGCAAACACUUAUUUACAAAAUA